Molecule: messenger RNA, 1671 nt
Organism: Pestalotiopsis fici W106-1
Lineage: Eukaryota; Fungi; Ascomycota; Sordariomycetes; Amphisphaeriales; Sporocadaceae
Exons: 6
Coding region: 1-1671 (556 amino acids)
Biological process (GO): transmembrane transport
Molecular function (GO): transmembrane transporter activity
Source: RefSeq, a predicted model, not a curated record
AUGCAUCCGCCAAAGGGAACCAAUGACGACAUCGGAGAGAGUAGACAAGACGUCGUUCUCAAUCAGCAGAAAGUAUCGAGCGAUAUGGGGGAGAGGAAAUCCAUCUCGGAUGCAAAGAACAUACAACGGACCGAUGGCAUCUCAGUCAGCGAGGACAAGGCACACCAACCCGGCAAUCAUGAAGAAAAAGAUCCACCCCCAAAAGGCCCCACGAACGGCGGCCUGGUUGAUACGGUGGACAAGACGGCAUCGGGGACGGCAGCAUCCAUGAUUAGCAGACUCACGUGGAUCCCCAAGCGAUGUCGCUAUGAUCCAGAUAAUCCUCCCCAGUUUUCAUUACCCAUGAACAUGUUGAUGGGAUUGGCCGGGACCUUUACUGUUGCCAACCUUUACUACCCACAACCGAUCUUGAAUAUUCUGGCCCACGACUUCAAUGUUAGCUUUGAGACUGCAUCCAAUGUUGCGACACUUUCGCAGGCUGGCUACGCCGUCGGCUUGUUAUUUGUCUGCCCGCUUGGCGACAAAGUGCGCCGAAGACCCUUUGUCCUCACGUUAAUCUGGGCAACGGCGACUGUGUGGCUUGGCUUGUGCCUCACCAACAAUUUCAAUGCCUUUAUUGGACUGUCCUUUAUAUGUGGCGUUGGAACCGUAACGCCACAGCUGAUGCUUCCACUAGUUGGAGACUUGGCUCCUCCGCAUAGGCGCGCAAGCUCGCUCUCUAUUGUUGUCUCGGGGCUUGCACUUGGCAUGCUGAUUGCCAGGGUCUUGUCGGGUAUCUUGGCUAAUUUCACCUCUUGGCGGAACAUAUACUGGCUGGCAUUUGGGGCUCAGUACAUGAUACUUAUUCUACUGUUCUUUUUCCUUCCGGACUACCCAGCAAAGGAUCCUGGCCUUCCCUACUUUCAGUUGUUGUGGGACAUCAUCACAAUGGUAGUCAAAGAGCCACUGUUGUUGCAAGCCUGCCUAACCGGAUAUCUGUUGAGCGCAGCGUUUACCUCCUUUUGGACGACUCUCACAUUCCUCCUCGCUUCGCCGCCCUACAAUUACUCGUCUCUAGAAAUUGGUUUCUUUGCCUUUAUUGGCAUUGCCGUCAUCACACUAGGUCCACUCUGGUCGCGACUGAUCACGGACCGCUUCGUGCCGCUCUUCAGCGUCAUUCUAGGCCUGUCGCUCGAAUUCGUCGGCAUUGUCAUUGGCACCUUUAUCGGCAAGUUCACCGUCGCGGGGCCCAUUGUGCAGGCCAUCACCAUGGACACGGGCGCCAACUUUGCCCACACGGCCAACCGCACCAAUGUCUACACCCACCUCGACCCCAAGAAGCGGAACCGCGUCAACACGGCCUACAUGGUCUUUAGUUUUGCCGGCCAGCUGACGGGCACCGCCGUCGGCAACCGGCUGUAUGCCCGCGGCGGCUGGACCUGGAGCGGCGGGUGCAAUAUUGCCUUUAUCGGCUUUGCCAUUGUCUUGUGCUUUCUCAGGGGCCCGCACGAAAAGGGUCUGGUCGGCUGGGGAGGCGGCUGGAGCGUUAGGAAAGAUGUGGCCAAGAAGGAAAAGGACGAGGAAAACGGCAAUAGUACCAGCCCAACGCCGAAUCAGGAGCAAAUGGCCGAGGAAGCCCAGACUUCUGCACCGCAAAAUCCCCCGGCAGAUGGGCACGAGGACAAGAAGUGA